Molecule: messenger RNA, 819 nt
Organism: Plasmodium vinckei vinckei
Lineage: Eukaryota; Apicomplexa; Aconoidasida; Haemosporida; Plasmodiidae
Product: conserved Plasmodium protein, unknown function
Exons: 2
Coding region: 1-819 (272 amino acids)
Source: RefSeq, a predicted model, not a curated record
AUGGGAUUCUUAAUAAACGAUGAAAAAAAAAGUGAAAUAAUUAAAAGUAGUGAAGACCUUGAAAUACCUAGAAUAAAUGAUAUAUAUUUGAGUGAGUGUAAUGAAAAUGAUGGGUACAUUGGAAACUGUGAAAAUAAUAUAAAUACGUAUGGUAGUAGCGACAAAAAUAAGGUAAAAAAUGUUUUAGCAAGUGAUAAUUAUGUUGUUGAAACAACUGGUGAAGAUGCUACCCGAGUUGAGAGCAAAGAUAAUGAUUUAACUUAUGAUGGAACUGCACAAGAGGACGUAAACUGUGUAAAUAACAGUAACAAUAUAAAUAUGCAUGUCCAUGAAAACAAUUCAGGGAACAUAAACAUAUCUAACAAUUUUCUAUUUGAUAAAGAAAAUGAAAAUAUGUGUUCUAACAACACAUCAGCAACCACUAAUAAUGCGAAUAUGGAAACACAAAAAGAUAGCAAUGCCAAUGAAGAUGGCAACCUUCUUAUAAAUAAUACAAAAUUAAAUGAAACAUGUUCAAACAGUAACAAUGUGAUAAAUAAAACUUUUAAUAAAAAUAUGCGAAUUUUUCGAGCAACACCAUAUAAUACAAAUGAAUCUAUUUCAUCGAUUAAAAAAAAAAUAAAAAAAAAAAUUAAUGAAAAUGAUUAUUUAUUUUGUAUGAUUAAUAAAUUUUUAAGGGAUGGAUUGAAAAAUGAAUGUAUUCCCUUAUUUGAGAGGUUGCAACAAAAUUUAUUUUUUUUACAAUUUAACUAUCAUACAGACAUUUCAAUAUAUGCAACGAGCUUUCAUUUUGAUAUUAUCAAUGGUAAGGCUACGUGA